This is a messenger RNA of Opisthorchis viverrini, 456 nucleotides long. RefSeq lists its product as hypothetical. The transcript is spliced from 4 exons. The annotation marks the transcript as partial. NCBI's taxonomy places the organism in Eukaryota, Metazoa, Platyhelminthes, Trematoda, Opisthorchiida, Opisthorchiidae. The record is from RefSeq and is a predicted model, not a curated record. Gene Ontology annotation, cellular component: membrane.
UUGCGGCAAUUCAAAUUAGAGUCUGUCGUCGCAAUGGCUGCUCUCAGCCUGGGAAUGAAAUGUUUGAAGUGUGCGGUGUUUUUCUUCAAUAUUAUCUGCUUCAUUUGUGCGCUCCUGUUAAUCAUAGUAGGGUCCUGGGUUCAAGUCAAAUUUUCGGAUUAUGGUCCCGAACUGCAGAAAAUUUGGCAAGCAGCUCCGAUCGCACUAAUUGUUUUGGGCGCUAUAAUUUUGCUUGUGAGCUUUCUUGGUUGCUGUGGGGCUAUCAAAGAGAAUGUGUGCAUGUUGUAUACGAUCGAUCCUGAGAUCGAAAAAAUUUUGAAAGAUGCAGUGCGUGAUUAUCCUAAACCAGAAAUCCAGCAAUCUAUCGAUCUAAUCCAGAGAACGUUUGAAUGCUGCGGGGCAACUGUUCGUGAGGAUUACGAAGUCGUUCCUGAGUCUUGCGGGGCUUUCAUCACG